CGUUCGUGGUGGCCGACCUGCAGCCGUUCACCGCCUACAGCUUCAGGGUGACGGCCGUCAACGGCAUCGGCGCCUCGCCAGACGGCAUCGCCUCCUACCCCAUCAUCACGCUGAGAGAAGCCCCAGCCGGGAAGCCGGCGAUCCUGGCGGCGCAUAAUACAAGCUCCACUUCGGUCCGGGUCCGCUGGAGGCCGCUGUCCAAGGAGGAGCUGCGUGGAGAGUUUCAGUUCUACAGGAUCACUUACCGGGAGCGGAGCAACGUCAGCAGCCGGAUUCGAGAGCUUCGGAUCAAGGAUGAACGUGUUCAGAGCCACACCAUCUCCGGGCUCCGUCCGUACACGCAGUACAUCAUCUCGAUACAAGUGGAGAACCCGGCUGGCCUGGGUCCCAGCUCCACGGUCGUGGUCACCACGGACGAAGGAGUUCCCGAAGCGCCACGGCAAGUGUCUGUCGUGAACGUGGACAGAUACCACGGUCACCAUCUCGUGGCUGGCUCCGAAUCGCCCCCAACGGCCUGA
Messenger RNA from Pollicipes pollicipes, 518 nucleotides. Its product is annotated as protein sidekick-2. NCBI's taxonomy places the organism in Eukaryota, Metazoa, Arthropoda, Thecostraca, Pollicipedomorpha, Pollicipedidae. The record is from RefSeq and is a predicted model, not a curated record. Gene Ontology annotation, molecular function: protein binding.